Molecule: messenger RNA, 1589 nt
Organism: Opisthocomus hoazin
Lineage: Eukaryota; Metazoa; Chordata; Aves; Opisthocomiformes; Opisthocomidae
Source: RefSeq, a predicted model, not a curated record
GAGGAACCACAGACCUCCAUGAACGCAGGCCCCAGCAGCAGUGGAGAUCCUGCUUCAUCCAGUUCAACACAGAACUCUGUAGUACCAGAACUGCCGGGAUUUUACUAUGACUCAGAAAAGAACCGCUAUUUUCGCCUGCUGCCUGGACAUAAUAAUUACAACCCACUCACCAAGGAGAGCAUUCAGUACAAGGCGAUGGAAUGCAAAAGAGUGAGACUCUUAGAAGAGGAAGAAAAACAAAAGAAGAAAGCACCGAGGGCUGGACUGAACUCGUCUAUGCUGUUACAGAAAAGGCAGCUGGGUUUGCUCAGCUCCAAAAGUUAUUGCAGGAUGGUCCAUGAACUAAAAGUGAACUGCAUGCAGAGGAAGAAGAUAGAAAUUCACAGUCCAGAUUCCUCAGUUGCUGGAACCAACAAUUUUAAAAUAAUUGUGGCAGAUGUUGCUUGUGAACGGAUAUUCACUGUGAAUGAUGUGGAGCAUGGAGGAUGUAAAUAUGGUAUCAUCAGUCUCAGUGGUUUGGGGAAGGAGUCUCUCACUGUGGAGAUGUAUGAUAACCUCUACUUCACCAACCGCAAAGUGAAUUCUGUGUGCUGGGCAUCAUUGACUCAUCCAGAUUCUCAUCUGUGUCUCAUGGGAAUUGCAGAAACACCAGGCUGUGCCAGUCUGCUUCCAGCAUCAUUGUUCAGCAGCACUAACCCAGGAGAUCGACCUGGAAUGCUUUGCAGUUUCAAGAUAUCCACUGCCUGGUCCUGUGCUUGGUGCCUGAAUCCCCAAGCAGACAACUGUUUCAGCACAGGCCUGACACGACGAGUUCUUGUAACCAAUGUAGUGACAGGGCAUCGACAGACAUUUGGAACCAGUAGUGAUGUCUUGGCACAACAGUUUGCCACACAGACCCCGAUGCUGUACAAUGGCUGCCGUUCAGGUGAGAUUUUCAGCAUUGAUGUGCGCCAACGCAGCCGAAAGGGCCAGAGCUGGAAAGCGAUUCGUCUCUUCCAUGACUCAGCAGUUACAUCUAUUCGCCUGCUUGAGGCUGAACAUUAUCUUAUGGCAGCAGAUAUGGCUGGAAAGAUAAAACUGUGGGACCUGAGAACAGCAAAGUGUGUGAAACAGUACAAAGGUCAUCACAAUGAAUAUGCUGUUCUCCCUUUGCAUGUGAAUGAGGAGGAAGGACUUCUUACAGCAGUUGGUCAGGAUUGCUACACCAGAAUUUGGAGUCUGCACGAUGCCCAUCUGCUUAGAACCAUCCCUUCUCCCCACCCAUCCUCCAAAGAUGCCAUUCCCAGUGUGGUGUUUUCUUCAAGACUUGGGGGUAGCCGAGGAGUUCCUGGCUUACUCAUGGCUGUCAAACAGGAUCUCUACCACUUCUCCUAUAACUGACACCAUAUUCUCCUCAGACCUGGUCUACAAACUUGCCAGCCUAUACAUGACUUCAGAAUUUUUGCACCAGUCACCAGGCUGUUGAGUCACUGUGUGCUGCUGUUGCAUCUGCUUUACUCAUGAAAUUCUGCAUCUCCUUCAGCAGGUUCAGCAAAUCUUGCUGUAUACAUCUCAGACAUCUUGUAAAUAAAAGCGGAAUGCUGUUUAAC